Lottia gigantea (owl limpet) is the source of this 3639-nucleotide messenger RNA. RefSeq lists its product as hypothetical. The record is from RefSeq and is a predicted model, not a curated record. The transcript has 22 exons. Gene Ontology annotation, molecular function: calcium ion binding. The coding region runs from base 97 to 3639 and encodes 1180 amino acids. Lineage: Eukaryota; Metazoa; Mollusca; Gastropoda; Lottiidae. Gene Ontology annotation, cellular component: plasma membrane; protein-containing complex. Gene Ontology annotation, biological process: heterophilic cell-cell adhesion; cell communication; establishment or maintenance of epithelial cell apical/basal polarity.
UACAGAAGGAAAUAACCAAAAUGGUGCUGUAUACAUGAUUUCGUAAUUUUUCGGAUAUUUUGGAACUUUCAAAGUGAUCUGUGAUAAACUUUAAAGAUGUCGCGUAUCACAAAUGUGAUUCCAUACUUUAUUAUUCUAAUUUUAUAUCAGCUCAUCUUAAUAACUUCUGCUGAUUUUAUUGUCUCAUUAGACACGAGUAAUUUUAGAAGAUCUAAUUUAAAUUUAGACCAGACUGUCACAUGUGAAUCAGGAAGAUGUGCUGGAUUAUUAUAUUACUGUAUUCAGACAGCAGGUGCCCUCUCUACAUCAAAAGAAGUGUGUUCUUAUGGAUAUAAGCAUGUUGCCACAGGAGAUGCAGUAUUAAAUGCACCCAGUUCCGGAGACUCAAUACCAAUUAGGGGAAGUUUUCGACCAAUAUCAAUAAGAAUAGAAGUGUUCCACCAACAGACAGAUAAAGAUGCUAUUAAAUUAUUAACCUACAGAGUUGAGUUUAAAGAAUCCAUGAAUAACUAUCAGGAUUGGUAUCCGGUUAACCUGGACGAUGCUGUUAUUCAAGAAGAUGUUUCCAUAGUUCAAGGUUUAGCACCUAUUUAUAUGAAGAUAAGUUGUAGUGGUAAUUAUUAUGGAUCAGAUUGUUCUGUAUAUUGUUCAACAUACAAUGAUAUCCAUAAACACUGUAGAAGUAAUGGCACUAAGGUCUGUGCACCUGGUUGGACUGGAGAUAACUGUACCACAGCUGUACCAGUUGAAGAAGUUAACACUGUUGAAGAUGAAGGUGAAUCUUUACGACGGAGUAAGAGACAGAUAGAUAAUCCUUGUAACAGUGCGCCGUGUAAAAACGGAGCUACGUGCGACCGACUGAACGAGAACGAUUACGCCUGUAUAUGUUAUAUAGAUUAUACUGGAGAAUUUUGUGAUAGAGGUAUUGAUGAUUGUGAGAGCAGUCCUUGUAAGAAUGGAAUUUGCAUUGAUAACAUAGGUUACUUCAACUGUUCCUGUUACUUUGGGUAUACUGGGUCACUUUGUGAAACUGAUAUACAGGAAUGUAGCAGCAACCCAUGUCUCAAUGGUGCCACGUGUUCAGAAGAAAGAGUAGGAACGUUCCGAUGUAUUUGUGCUGAAGGGUUCACUGGGAAGAGAUGUGAGAUUGAUAUUGAUGAAUGUACUGUGUUCAGUCCAUGUUGGAAUGGUGGCGAAUGUCUCGAGGGACCACCAGGCAAUUAUACCUGUAUCUGUCCUAAAGGCUUUGGUGGUGUUCAGUGCCGUAUAGAUAUCAAUGAAUGUGAUCCUAACCCGUGUUCUAAUGGUGGAACCUGCUUAGAACAGGCACCAGGAGAGUUUGUCUGUAGAUGCCCAAUUGGUCUUCAAGGAGAAUUCUGUGAAUUGGACACAGAUGAAUGUUUCCCGGUCAACCCUUGUCAAAAUGGCGGAGUAUGUUCUAAUGGUCCUAGAGGAGUAUAUAUCUGCAGGUGUCCCGAAGGUUUCGAUGGCCAAGACUGUGAGAAUGAGGUUGACGAAUGUAAAUCGGCUCCUUGUAUGAAUGGCGGGACGUGCAGAAAUACAUCUCCAGGAAACUUCGCUUGCACGUGUGCCGAAGGUUUUACUGGUGAACGAUGUGGUACAGAUAUUGAUGAGUGCCAAGUUUUACAGCCUUGUAGGAAUGGGGCGACUUGUCAGCAGGGAAUCCCUGGUACAUUUACCUGUCUAUGUCCAAUUGGAUUCCAAGGACAGGUCUGUGAUGAAGAUAUAAAUGAAUGUGCAGCAGCACCUUGCAAAAAUGGCGGAACCUGCUCAAACAGUAACAAACCUGGCGAAUUUAUCUGCCAAUGUCUCCCAGGAUACAAUGGCGUAACCUGUGAUGGAGAAAUAGACUUCUGUAACAGACGGCCCUGUCAAAAUGGCGGAAGCUGUAUUCAGAAUCAACCAGGAACGUAUAACUGUAUCUGCAUAAGAGGCUUCACUGGUAAAAACUGCGAAUCUGAUGUUGAUGAAUGUCUUUCUCAACCUUGUAGAAACGGAGCAACAUGUAGUCAGCCAAUACCCGGAACGUACCAAUGUGAUUGUGCUAAAGGUUAUAAUGGUACACAAUGUGAUAAUGAUAUAAAUGAAUGUGCGAGUGGACCUUGUUUAAACGGUGCUGUAUGUAAUCAAGGUCGACCGGGAUCAUUCAUCUGUUCCUGUAGACCAGGGUACACUGGUAUAAUCUGUGAAGCUGAUAUUAUAGAAUGUAACUCACAACCAUGUCAGAACGGUGGAACAUGUAAAGAACCACAACCUGGAAUGUUCCAAUGUCAAUGCCCUACCAAUUUCAGAGGCAGGGUAUGUGAAGCAGAGAUUGAAGCCUGCUCCUCCCAGCCAUGUCGUAAUGGUGGAUCUUGUGAAUCACUAGCUGGUGGCAACUAUAGAUGUACCUGUCAGCCUGGUACAACAGGAUCUCAAUGUGAGGAAGAUAUCGACGAAUGCGCUGAAAAUCCUUGUUUAAACAGUGGAACCUGUUCUCAACCUAAACUUGGUGAUUUCUUCUGCUCUUGUCCUGAUGGUUAUUAUGGCAAGAGAUGUGAUGUUGAUAUUGAUGAGUGUGAAGUGUUAAAACCAUGUUAUAAUAAUGGAACAUGUAAAAAUGGUGAUCCGGGAGAGUAUGAAUGUACAUGUUCUCCUGGUUUUAGAGGUGAUAACUGUGCUGUGGACAUCAAUGAAUGUGUUCCCAACCCCUGUCUGAACAGAGGUAAAUGUAUAGAAGGAGCACCAGCAACCUAUAAUUGUACGUGUGCUGAUGGGUACUUUGGAGCGAGAUGUCAGCAAGAGGAACUUUGUCAUAAUAAAUGUCAGAAUGGAGGAACAUGUGAGGAGAUAACAGAAAGCGACUAUAUCUGUUACUGUGUACCAGGGUUUACUGGUAGAAAUUGUCAAGUUAAUAUUGAUGAAUGUACAGUCAAUCCUUGUCAACAAGACGGUCUAUGUAUUGAUGGAAUUAACAACUAUUUCUGUGCUUGUAUGAAAGGAACAACUGGUAAAUUUUGUGAAACUAAUAUUAAUGACUGUUCACCCACUCCCUGUUUAAAUGGUGCUAAAUGUACAGACUGGACUGAUGAUUAUUACUGUACUUGUCCUAAUAAUUACGCUGGUAAAAACUGUGAGAAAUCAGAACCUGGUGCUGUGUAUGUAGCGUGUGCCAGGAACCAAUGUUUAAAUGCUGGAAUGUGUUGGCAGAACAGAGACGGUUCCUUUAGAUGUGAAUGUCCUAAAGGAUUUUCUGGUGUACGUUGUGAGAUCAAUCUAAAUGAUUGUGGAUCACGACCAUGUAAAACUGGCGCCAAGUGUUACGAUUGGAUUGAUGAUUUUUACUGUUACUGUCCAACAUGGACAUAUGGAAAAUACUGUGAUAAUAUAACAACUAUACCAGUAACAACAGUGGCUCAACCACAGUUUGGUACCGCUCGGUAUGGUAUCAACCCCCUAACUUUAGCUAUAUUACUAGGUAUAAUAUUUGGUAUAGUCUUUAUACUGUUCCUGGCUGGGGUUAUAUGGUUUUAUUUAGGAAGAAGAGGACCUAAAGAUUUCUGUUUUGCUCUACCAUCUUCUAUGUAUAAUAAACUUUAUGACUGGCAUGAAAGUACAUUUAGUUCUGACAGAUUUUAA